Hippopotamus amphibius kiboko is the source of this 1264-nucleotide messenger RNA. It is a transcript of the gene WDR83, whose product is annotated as WD repeat domain 83. The record is from RefSeq and is a predicted model, not a curated record. Gene Ontology annotation, biological process: mRNA splicing, via spliceosome. The coding region runs from base 188 to 1135 and encodes 315 amino acids. Gene Ontology annotation, molecular function: protein binding. Lineage: Eukaryota; Metazoa; Chordata; Mammalia; Artiodactyla; Hippopotamidae. Gene Ontology annotation, cellular component: catalytic step 2 spliceosome. The transcript has 9 exons.
AAGCUGGGAAGAAGCUUUAGUGUUUCCAACGCUUUCUCCAAAAAGCCUAAAUGUUGAACCCGGAAGUGAGAAAUAGGAAGUAGACUAUGGAGGACGAUAAUAAGGUUACACCCAAGCGUGGGUUCCCAGGGCAAGGAAAGGCUCGGUGCAGGCUGAUGUCAGGUGGCUAGGAAGGGAGGGCGGAGCAAUGGCUUUCCCCGAGCCAAAGCCGCGGGGCCCGGAGCUGCCGCAGAAACGGUUGAAGACGUUGGACUGCGGGCAGGGGGCGGUGCGAGCCGUGCGAUUUAAUGUGGAUGGCAAUUACUGUCUGACUUGCGGCAGCGACAAGACCCUGAAGCUGUGGAACCCGCUGCGGGGGACGCUACUGCGGACGUACAGCGGCCACGGCUACGAGGUGCUGGACGCGGCCGGAUCCUUUGACAACAGCAAUCUCUGCUCCGGCGGCGGGGACAAGGCGGUGGUGCUGUGGGAUGUGGCGUCGGGGCAGGUCGUGCGCAAAUUCCGGGGCCACGCGGGGAAGGUGAACACAGUGCAGUUUAAUGAAGAGGCCACAGUUAUCCUGUCUGGUUCUAUCGAUUCCACCAUCCGCUGCUGGGACUGCCGCUCUCGGAGACCUGAGCCCGUACAGAAGCUGGACGAAGCCAAGGAUGGCAUAUCCAGUGUGAAGGUGUCAGACCAUGAGGUCCUCACAGGUUCCGUAGAUGGCCGGGUGAGGCGCUAUGACCUGAGGAUGGGGCAGCUCUUCUCAGACUACGUGGGCAGCCCCAUCACCUGCACCUGCUUCAGCCGGGACGGGCAGUGCACCCUGGUGUCCAGCCUGGACUCCACGUUGCGGCUUCUGGACAAGGACACAGGGGAGCUGCUGGGCGAGUACACGGGCCACAAGAACCAGGAGUACAAGCUGGAUUGCUGCCUGAGUGAGCGCGACACGCACGUGGUCAGCUGCUCCGAGGACGGGAAGGUGUUCUUCUGGGACCUGGUGGAGGGUGCCCUGGCGCUGGCCCUGCCUAUAGGUUCUGGUGUGGUACAGUCGCUGGCCUACCACCCCACAGAGCCCUGCCUGCUGACUGCCAUGGGGGGCAGCAUCCAGUGCUGGCGGGAAGAGGCCUACGAGGCUGAGGGUGGCACAGGCUAAAGACAGAGAGAGAGCCUGAGAAGAACCACAACACCAUUUAUUCCAGACAUGCUGCUGACCAAAGAGUGGGAACAGGCUGGGUCUGCAAGCUAAUAAAUAAAGGAGGGGGUGAGGCCUCCCUGGGGCUGC